GGUGAAAGGGCACUCGAGGGGGCCGGGCUCAAGACAGCGGUUCCCCUACAAAGCUCGGGGCGCCUCGCAGCUUUCGUAAUUCGCUCCGCGGCAGAGCCAACUCUCGCAUCCAGGGAAGAAGCGUCCAGCCCGCCCAGCCAUGGCUCUGCUCAGAGGGGUAUACAUAGUUGCUGCCAAGCGAACCCCCUUUGGGGCCUUUGGAGGUGCCCUGAAGGAUUUCACAGCCACUGAUCUGACCGAAUUGGCUGCCAAGGCUGCCCUGUCUGCUGGCAAAGUCCCUCCAGAAAUUAUUGACAGUGUGAUUGUGGGCAACGUCGCACAGAGUUCUUCAGAUGCUAUGUACCUGUCAAGGCAUGUUGGUUUGCGUGUGGGAGUUCCCCAGGCCACCCCAGCUCUCACAGUAAAUAGGCUUUGUGGUUCUGGCUUCCAGUCUAUUGUCAAUGGAUGUCAGGAAAUUUGUGUCAAAGAUGCUGAAGUGGUGCUAUGUGGAGGAACAGAAAAUAUGAGCCAGGCUCCCUAUUGUGUCAGAAAUAUGCGCUUUGGAACCAGGUUGGGGACAGACCUCAAGCUAGAAGACAGUUUGUGGACAGCGCUGACUGAUCAGCAUAUUAAAACCCCCAUGGCAAUCACUGCUGAGAAUCUUGCUGCAAAACACAAAAUAAGCAGAGAAACCUGUGACAAAUACGCUUUGCAGUCACAACAAAGGUGGAAAGCUGCUAAUGAUGCUGGCUACUUUGAUAAUGAAAUGGUACCAAUUGAAGUGAAAACAAAAAAAGGAAAAGAGAUCAUGCGAGUGGAUGAACAUGCCAGGCCCCAAACAACAUUGCAAACAUUGGCCAAGCUCCCUUCCAUCUUCAAGAAAGAGGGAACUGUUACUGCAGGAAAUGCUUCGGGAGUGUCUGAUGGAGCUGGAGCUGUGAUCAUAGCAAGUGAAGAAGCUGUUAAAAAGCAUAACCUGACCCCACUUGCCAGAAUUGUGGGCUACUUUACAUCCGGUUGUGAUCCCAAUAUCAUGGGCAUUGGUCCUGUUCCUGCCAUCAGUGGAGCACUGAAAAGGUCAGGGCUGAGCCUGAAAGACAUGGAUUUGGUUGAAGUGAACGAAGCUUUUGCUGCACAGUAUCUGGCAGUGGAAGAAUCUUUGCAGCUUGACCCAAGUAAAACCAACGUGAAUGGAGGGGCCAUUGCCCUGGGCCACCCAUUGGGAGCCUCUGGAUCACGAAUCACUGCUCAUCUGGUUUAUGAAUUAAGACGUCGAAAUGGAAAAUAUGGCGUUGGAUCAGCUUGUAUUGGUGGUGGCCAAGGUAUUGCUCUUAUCAUUGAGAACACAGCUUGAAGAUCCAAGGACGCAGCAACUAGAGUCCUUAGCCUGUAAAUAUUUAUUUACUAAAUUGUGUGAAAGAAAAAUAAUAACCUUCACAUAAGUUUCUGGCACUGACCCGGUGUUACCAAAAAAAACUUCCAGUGGGCUUAGGGAGUGAAGACAGAUGUGGAUUCUGAGGAUACUAAGACAAAGAAAUCCAUUUAUCCAGGAUGUGUGCCCAGCCUACAAUAAAACUUUUUCCAGAUUUGGCACCAGUAGUAUCGAGUGUAUUCCUCAGGCAGAAUUCAACCAGGGGAACUUGGCAAAAGUAGAACUCCUGCCAUGUAGAUACCAAAUAUACCUUUCUGCCUUAUUGCAUAAUUGCAAGGCCAUCUUACCAGUUGUUGCCUUAACUCUCUAAUGUCACAUGGUUCACUCCUGUCAUCAUAUAUCUCAUUUUGUAUUUGUCGUGUACUAAAUGCACUUCAUGGAUCAUUUAUGACAAAAAUCAUUAUAAAAUAUCAAUUAAAAAGUCAUCUCAGUUUCGAA
Molecule: messenger RNA, 1849 nt
Organism: Dromiciops gliroides (monito del monte)
Lineage: Eukaryota; Metazoa; Chordata; Mammalia; Microbiotheria; Microbiotheriidae
Gene: ACAA2
Product: acetyl-CoA acyltransferase 2
Exons: 10
Coding region: 140-1333 (397 amino acids)
Biological process (GO): fatty acid beta-oxidation
Molecular function (GO): acetyl-CoA C-acetyltransferase activity
Source: RefSeq, a predicted model, not a curated record